Sinocyclocheilus grahami is the source of this 739-nucleotide messenger RNA. RefSeq names its product NXPE family member 3-like. Lineage: Eukaryota; Metazoa; Chordata; Actinopteri; Cypriniformes; Cyprinidae. The transcript has 3 exons. The record is from RefSeq and is a predicted model, not a curated record. The annotation marks the transcript as partial.
AUGGGAAUCAGCGAUGAGGAGUGGGAAAGACUACAGAAGGCUCUGGACUGGCCUAUUCCAGAUGAAGAAAUCACUCAUCUGAUUCAGAGCACAAGUCCAGUCCACUCAACUUUCUCUAUUGUGGGACUCAAAGAGAGUUACAAAGUGGGAGAAAAUAUCUCUGUUAUUAUCACAGCCAGAGACCACAACAAGAACCUGAAAAGAUAUGGAGGAGACUUUUUCAAAGCAAAACUUUUCAGUACAGAGCUAAAGGCGAGUGUGUACGGGGAGGUUGUGGAUCAUUGUAAUGGGACUUACUCUGUUGCUCUUCUUCUGCCCUGGGAAGGUCAGGCACAAGUUAAUGUACGUCUAGAGCACUCCAGUGAGGUUGUGCAGAUUCUUAAAAAAUACAGGGAGUCUUCAUUCCCACGCACCCACUUUAAUGGCUACUUUGAAGGAUCAGGACCCAAAAAUACCAGGAUCCGUGAAGUAGUAGAAUGUAAUCUUAAGUGGGGUGCAGAUGGAAGUUGGAGGAAAGGAGACUGCUGUUGUGAGCAUAAGGAUAUAAGAACAGGGACGGUGUGGCAGUGUGAGAGACCGAAGAAUCUUUCCUGUGACAAACUGGUUCGUCAUUCAGGCGGACGUUUGGAAAACCCAUUAAAUCUUCUUGAGCAGCAGCUUUUUUCAAAGAAAUUAACAAAUGUUGCUAUUAGUGGAGACCAAAAAAUCCUGAAUGUCCUUCCCAACACUACAGCCAUUG